This is a messenger RNA of Neocloeon triangulifer, 1078 nucleotides long. RefSeq names its product galactoside 2-alpha-L-fucosyltransferase SEC1-like. Gene Ontology annotation, molecular function: galactoside 2-alpha-L-fucosyltransferase activity. The record is from RefSeq and is a predicted model, not a curated record. Gene Ontology annotation, biological process: carbohydrate metabolic process. The transcript is spliced from 3 exons. Lineage: Eukaryota; Metazoa; Arthropoda; Insecta; Ephemeroptera; Baetidae. Bases 77 to 1078 code for a protein of 333 amino acids. Gene Ontology annotation, cellular component: membrane.
AUGUCUUUCCGUGUCUACUUUAAUUUUAGUUUUCGUCAUUGUGAACGUUUAUUUAGGAACAAUCGUCUCGAAAUACAUGGUGGACUUGAUUCUGUCUGCGGAGGGGCCCAAAAAUUUGACGAGCCAACAGGACCAACUUGUGGAAUAUUUUGUUGCAAAAUUCGGUACCAGAAAUGAGAGCGAAACAUCAGUGACGGCCGAAGAGAUAGAAAUUUUUAUUCCCAGCCCCGCGACAAACCACUAUGAGGCAACAAGUGCAGUUCAAAAUCAACACUACCCAUGCCCAGACGUGCCCAUAGUGACUGUCGAGCACGGUGGUCGUCUCGGAAACAAAAUCUGGGAGUACGCGGCCGUGUGGUGCCUUUCCAGGCUGAUGGGCCGCCCUGGUUUUGUUCCCAUCUCCCUUUUGUCAACCCUGAGCACCGUCUUCAACGACCUCAGCCUACCCGCCAUUGAAGAAAUCGAACAUUGUGGUUUAGAGUUGGACCGGAAACCGGUCACCCUUCAGCAACUGAUGCCGCUGACAGAACUGAUUCACCGUUACAGGGGACGAAACCUUUUACUCCCCAAGUACAUUGUUUUUCUAGAACCGAUUUUUCUCUACCGAGACCUUUUGAGGGACGAACUGAGUUUCAAAACGGAAAUCCUGCGGCAGGUUCAGGAGACGAUCGAUCAGGUCGGAGGGUCCAGGAAAACUCUGGUUGGAGUCCACGUGAGAAGGACCGAUUUCAAGGAAUUUCUUCCGAGGGCCUUCAACAGCUCCCUCGCCGACGAAGACUAUUACAAGAAAGCUAUGAAUUGGUAUCGAGUGAAUUUAAAAGGCCCGAUUUUAUUUCUGGUGGUCAGCGAUGAUGUUCCUUGGUGCAAAAAGAACCUUCUGUCUAAGGAUGUGAGAAUCGUCUCAAAAAGCCCCGAACACGAUUUGGCCCUUCUUUGCAGGAGCGACCACACUAUUAUUGACUACGGGACUUUUGGUUACUGGGGCGCCCUGAUGUCCAAAGGGCACACCGUCUCUCUGGGCGUCCACAAGUACUUCAGCCACAGAAUGGCCAAGCAAGCGAACUGGACAAUAUUUUAA